AUGAGUCACGCACGCGCAUCUAAAAAGAAAGGACUCAGCUUGGAAGAGAAAAGAAGUCGUAUGAUGGAAAUAUUUUUUGAAACUAAAGAUGUGUUUCAGCUGAAAGACAUUGAAAAAAUUGCCCCAAAAUCCAAAGGAAUCACUCCCAUGUCAGUGAAAGAGGUGUUGCAGAGUCUGGUGGAUGAUAACAUGGUGGACACUGAAAGGGUGGGCACCUCCAACUAUUACUGGGCGUUUCCCAGUAAAGCCCUGCACGCCCGUAAAUGCAGAUUAGAGGAACUGGAGAGACAACAUGAGGAUGGGAAUCAGCGCAAAAAAGCCCUUCAGCAAGCAGUGAAUAAAGCCAAAGUGGGACGUGAAGUUAAUGAGGAGAGAGAGAAUCUCCUGAAGGAGCUCACAGCAUUGAAACAUCAGAGAGAUCAGCUAAAGGCCGAACUGGAGAAGUACAAAGAAUGUGAUCCAGAGGUGGUGGAAGAGAUACGUAAGGCCAACAUUACAGCCGUGUCGAGGUGGACGGAUAAUGUUUUUGCAAUUAAAUCCUGGGCAAAGAAGAAGUUCGGCUUCGAGGACAGCGGCUUGGACAAAGCUUUCGGAAUACCAGAGGACUUUGACUAUAUUAACUGACCAAAAAUUCACAGCUUCUUUGAUCUUAUGAUUGUUUGAUCUGUUCAGCUGCACGAUCAAUAAGCGUUAUUGUCCUGCAUCAGUUAGUUUUACAUUUUGUUAUCAGUUCUGCAUGU
Messenger RNA from Carassius carassius (crucian carp), 740 nucleotides. RefSeq names its product meiotic nuclear division protein 1 homolog. Bases 1 to 624 code for a protein of 207 amino acids. Gene Ontology annotation, biological process: reciprocal meiotic recombination. The record is from RefSeq and is a predicted model, not a curated record. Gene Ontology annotation, molecular function: double-stranded DNA binding. NCBI's taxonomy places the organism in Eukaryota, Metazoa, Chordata, Actinopteri, Cypriniformes, Cyprinidae. The transcript has 8 exons. Gene Ontology annotation, cellular component: nucleus.